Molecule: messenger RNA, 1893 nt
Organism: Caenorhabditis remanei
Lineage: Eukaryota; Metazoa; Nematoda; Chromadorea; Rhabditida; Rhabditidae
Exons: 8
Coding region: 1-1893 (630 amino acids)
Source: RefSeq, a predicted model, not a curated record
AUGUCUCAAAACGAUAAAAUCGCUGAGGGAUUGAAAUUUCUCCGCGAAAAGUAUGGAUUCUCGAGCAUUUCGUGUGUUCCCGCUUCAACGGUUGACCCGAAAAUUAUCAGAUUUGGAAACAAUGUAUAUCCACAUAAGAUCUUGCAUAAAGAGCAUGCGGACACCGAAUUGAUCGAUUAUUCGGGUGAAAUGAGCCCAGAGCAUUGUCCUCUCAAUAUGGAUAAUCCGCUUGAUUGGCAAUUUUCGAUCGAUGGAAACGUCUACAAAUCAAACUAUUCGAUGAUUUCUGAGAAGUGUCGUGAACGAUUGAAAGCCAAAUAUUUCAUUGUCAAUCGGUCACAACUCGCCAGAAUAAAUACGAAAGUUCUGAAAGAAACUGGCAAGAAAUGGGUGAUGCACGUGGAUUCGUUGAAGGAUUUUCAGAGUUACACUAAAGCCCUCGAAAGCAAAACGUACGUGAUUCGUUCUUUCCAAUUUUAUCGCUGCGAAGAGCCGGAGUUUUAUGUUCUCGCCGAUGACGUCAUUGAUCUCGUUAUUCUGGCUCUACAAGCUCAAGGAGUAACGGAAGAAGAGUAUGAUUCUCAUGUUAAAACUCUUCGAUUCAUGAAUUCAUCAUUCGAAGAAGAGCAUUUCAAUGUGAUGAAAUUCGAUGAUUUCGAGGAAGCAUUGGAGAAGUUUGAUAUCGAUAAGGGAUUGAUUACUAUUAUUCCCGAUAUGAUUCUGAAACAGAAUUACGUCCGAAGUCUCACUCAACUCUCCAUUCCAAUUACCAUUUUGAAUCAAGAAGGAGACGAGAUUAUGACGAGUCCUCAAGCAGGAAUGCAUAUAUUUCAUUCAAUGCUUUGUCAUUAUGAUUGGAUUGGAUUUAUGGAAAAAGGGGAACCGGAAGUGGAUUUAACUAUGGAGUUGGAGGCAUUCUUCUGUGAUAUUCUCAAACAUUAUAUGGAUAUGAGAGAGACAACUCUUGUAUCCCGAAAAUACGUUGAAAUGGACAAAGAGAAACUGAGAAAUCACAGAAUCUUUUCGAAAAUUCAAAAACAAGACCGAGAUCAUAUGUGGAAAGACGUGGAAAUCUUCCAAGACUUACCAGCGAAAGAGUACGAAAAGACAUGCAACAAAAUGAAUUUGCCCGUUUAUUUGGUACACAAUGUGCUUGAUUUGUGGUAUGCGAGACUUCGUUGGUUUGUUGGAUGCAUUGAAGUGUUCUUCACACGGGAAUCACACGAGGAGAAAUUGUUUUUGAUUAGUGGAUUGAGCCAGAAAUGCCCAGGAGAGGCGGAGCCAAUUACCCAACGAUUUUUGAGCGAAAUCGUGCAUCACUGGGAGAAGCUGAGAGAUGAAUGGGAAGCGAAAAGACCACCGCUAUUCUCACAAGGCACGGAAGCUGUUGGAAAUAAGAAAGAGGAAGAAAAGAAGAUAGCCAAAACGUCUGGAGACUCAAAGCCUUCAGCCUCCAAAGAUUCUGGGAAAGCUGUGUCUAAAAAUCCUGAAGGUUCUGGACCCGGAGUCUCGAAAGCAGUCCAAAAGUCUAAAACUUCUUCGAAACCAGAAACUUCUGAGCUUUCUGGAAAACCACAAACAAAACCUGACACUCAGAAAUCCAUUGUCAUCAAGCCGUCGGAGCAGAAGUCUAUGAAAUCUGGAACUCCCAAGAAUCCGCGAACACCGAAAUCGGUAGCUACGGAAAAGUCAAUGACAUCACUAGAAACAGAGAAGGCAGCUAUUAUGAAGAAAGUGACAGACGAAUUGAAAGAAGUGAAGAAAACGAGUGAAAAGAUGCUAAAACAAAAGGAGAAAAAGAAGAAGUUGGAGGAGAAAUUGGCAAGGGAAACAGAGAUAUCCAAAAAUCUGAAAGAAGCAUUGUCUGAAAAAGAGCGGCUUAUUGAGGAGUGA